CUGGAGAUCUGCCUCGUCUUCCAUCUGCGCCAAUUCCCCGAUGCUGGCGCUCGUGGCGUCUCUUUUCACACUCAGCGGCAUCUCUGCUGCCCUCUCUGCUGAUAUCAGCUCAGCAGCAGCCUCUCUCGGCAGGCCCAUCCAGGCGCACCAGAGCGCACCCCCGCCUUCCACUGAGUCAUGGCGGCCCUGGGUAGACAUCGGUGAUCCCAACUCGAGCCCGUGCCCGCAGCUGAGGGGGGAUGCAUCGCAGCGGUGCGGCUCACCUGCACUGCCCUCAAACAUCGGGGUGGACGAGGAUGCUGCUCUCAGGUCAGUCAGACCUGAACAUGCAGUCGCGUAUCGUAUUGUGACGGCAGCUUCUGAUCUUCUGUGCAGGGCGUCGAAGUUCCCCAUCCCGCCCGACGAGCUGAUCAACCUGGCGAAGUUCUUUCUCGUUAAGAACCUCUGGAACAUCACAGUACCAGGUAAGUGUGUGGCAUGCGACGAGUCAGCUGCAAAUGCACACGUGGGGAGGGAUACUUGCACGGCCGCGUGUCGCAAAUUCGCUCAGAUUUGAUAGCGGAUGACUUCGUGUUCACCGGCCCGUUUGUGGGUCCGUUGACCAAGUGGGAGUUGGCGGCCGCCCUCGACGGCUUCCAGCUGAUGGCCGCAUUCCCAGACCUCCGAACCAACGUGUACAACUUCAGGUCAGGCGGGGCGGCCACCGAGACAGACAGACAGACAGACAGGCAGACGGAUCACUUGAUGCGAGCGACUGGCUGGCUGGCUGGUUGGCUGGCUUGCUGGGUGGCCUGGCUUGUGUGUGGCUGUAGGGUUGACCCCCUGGAGCCGAACAAAGUGUGGUAUUUUAGCCGUGCAGUCGGUAAGUAAGGAGGGGCGAGUCCGCCUGACUGGCCAAAUGGGCUGACUGAGUGCGGUUGAAUGCAAUGCAUGGGUAUGGGAUGGGUCCUUUGCCCAUGCAGGCACCCACAUCGGCACCCUCCGGCUGUCGCAGCUUUCAUUCAGUAAGACCAAACGAAUCAGACAUCAUUCGGGUGCCCACCACCACAUAGCUGCUGUCCUUGUGUGUGUGUGUGUGUUGUGUGUGUUGUGUAGUUGGGAACGCCCGGCCGACGGGCAAGACAGUUCGUGUGUCCCCCCAGUGCUGCAGCCUCACCUUCAACGAAGACGGCAAAGUCACCAAAUGGACCAUCGGGUACCAGUGCAGUGCAGUGCAGUGCAGUGCACUGAUUGGGCACUCAACUCACUUACACGGUUAUGUGCAGUGCAACUGAAGUGCAUUCACUGGUUUGCUGAACAGGUAUGUGAUUGACAAAACUGCGGGGGACACCGGCACCUUGGGCGGCAUCUUGGCCUUCUUGUACGGCAUCGGCAAGCCAUUCCCGGGCCCGGAAGGCAAACCCUGGAAGCCAUCCUUCAAAUACAAGUCAGACACCUGAAGGAAGCAAGGCGUCGUGUGUGAUGUGAAGAGAAGGUCCUUUGGUGUGUGUGUGUGUGUGUGUGGUUUCUGCAGGCUGCUCAUGCGGCUGGCUGCAAUGCAGAAGCAGAAGCAGCAGCAGCAGAAGAACAAGUGACGACACCAUGUGCUUGCUGGUGUGAGAGGCGAUGCUGCUCGAGCCAGGAAGGUUUUUCUGUCUAUCUGUGUUGAUUUAUGUCCUCUGUCUGUCUGAGUGAUGAGAUAGAUAGAUGAGUGUGAGGGGGCCUACACGGCCAUGGAUGCGGUUCU
Vitrella brassicaformis is the source of this 1726-nucleotide messenger RNA. The record is from the annotation of a GenBank genome assembly. NCBI's taxonomy places the organism in Eukaryota, Vitrellaceae.